Messenger RNA from Pseudocercospora fijiensis CIRAD86, 1254 nucleotides. RefSeq lists its product as uncharacterized. The transcript is spliced from 2 exons. The record is from RefSeq and is a predicted model, not a curated record. The coding region runs from base 1 to 1254 and encodes 417 amino acids. NCBI's taxonomy places the organism in Eukaryota, Fungi, Ascomycota, Dothideomycetes, Mycosphaerellales, Mycosphaerellaceae.
AUGCCCGCCGUCCAGCCACAGUUCAGCGUCCAUCGCCUUGGCCGCCUCGCCAUAGGGGCCAGCCGAAAUCCGUUGCAGACGCGCAGGCCAGCGCACGGACCUCAGACCUUCGGCGAUCGCCGCUUCCGGCAGGUCCAGCUCAAGCGCCGCGACGAUGCAUUAUCCAAGUCAAGGAUCAUCAUUCGCUCAGCCUUGGCGGAUCGCGAGCUGGCACCCAUCGUGAUGAACCACAAGUGCAAUGGCUGCGUGCUCACUCCAGCAGGCUUAAACCUCGACAUGGCCCACACAGUCGCCAAGUACAUCUAUCACCACCACAACGGCGAAGACGCCGAACUCCCCGGCAUAAAAAUCUACGACACUGAAAUCCACAAACCACUGAUCGUCAAAGACAUCGAGAAAGUCGGCGACCUGUGGAUAGAAAUGGAAACCACAAUCGACCACCCCUCAGCCUCCACAUCAACAGACAUAAUGAACGCCACAAUAAAAUGCGUCUUCCACUCCAUCACCCCUCAAGGCGUACGCCUCCAAGAAUGCGGCUACUGCUCCAUCAAAUUCGAAUCCCACCAAUCCUGGCUCCAAGAAUGGCAACACUACACCCCCAUCAUCCUCGACCGAAUCCAAAACCUCCACCGCAGAGCCUGCACCGAAAACAACAUGGACGUCCAACUCAUCCAACGCUCCCACGCCUACAAACUCUUCGAAUCCUUCGUCCAAUACGCCCCAAAAUACCAAAACAUGUCCGAAGUGAUUUUCAACGCGCGAAACAACGAAGCCACAUCGAUCAUCGACUUCCCCCACCUCGACCCAAACACGGAUUUCACAGCUCCGUACUACCUCGACGCUUCAUGCCACAUUUCCGGCUUCGUCGCCAACGCCGUCGAACCCGACAAAGACAAAAACGCGUUCGUAUCCCACGGCGUCGCCGCGCUGAAACUCUCUCCGAACUUCCAACCCGAUCGCGUCGCGAAACUUUCGAGUGCUUCGACACCCACGACGCCUGCCAUCUCCAGGGCUCCUUCGUUCUCCGCUGAGCCUGCGAAUGCCGCGUUCCGGGGUAUGAGGAAUUAUGUCCAGAUGCGACAGGAUGCGAGCGAGAAGAGUGUGAUCAAGGGUGAUGUGUUUGUGUUGCAGGAUGGGGAGAUUGUGGGUGUUUGGGAAGGGGUGCGGUUUAAAAAGAUUCCGAGACGGGUGUUGAAUGUGUUUUUGCCGCCGCCGAAGAGGACGGUGAGUUUUAGUCAGAAUGCGAAGAAAUGA